Boleophthalmus pectinirostris (great blue-spotted mudskipper) is the source of this 5790-nucleotide messenger RNA. RefSeq names its product TBC1 domain family member 8. The record is from RefSeq and is a predicted model, not a curated record. Lineage: Eukaryota; Metazoa; Chordata; Actinopteri; Gobiiformes; Gobiidae.
AGCUGUUGUGGAUCGGCCGAGAGAAGCGGCGAGGAGGAAGUGUCCAACGAGCUCCGCAUCUGUCCCACCAACAUGGACAAAAGCCCAGCCCCGUCUGUGUAAGAACGACUCUGUCCUCUCCUUUAGCCGGGGCACAGGCACUCGGAGGCGGAUCACACCCUCCAGAGAGCCCCGGGAGAGUGGAGGGCUUUCCCGGACCCUCCCUGCCUCCCUCCCCGCUUGCCUGACUGCUUCUGCGGGAAAAAUGUGGCUAAACCCGGAGGAAGUUUUGUUGAAAAAUGCGCUCAAACUUUGGAUUACAGAAAGGAGCAAUGCCUAUUUUCUACUGCAAAGAAGGAGAGGACAUGGGGAGUCUACUGGCAAGAUUACAGGUCUGUUGGUGGGCGCCUUGGACACAGUGCUGGACUCAAAUGCCCGAGUGGCUCCAUUCAGGAUCCUGCUGCAGAUCCCCGGCUCUCAGGUCAGCUGGGUCAUAGCCAGUGGUGCGGCCAUCGAGGAGGUGAAUAGACACUGGGACUGGCUCACUCGGAACCUGCUUCACUCUCUGGCUGUGUUUGAGAACAAGGACGACCUCGCCAGCUUCGUCAAAGGAAAAGUCAAGGGUCUGAUAGCAGAGGAGCUGCGCGAGCGUCAGGCGGCUCUAGAGGGCGAUCCUGAACGCUUCAGGGAGGUUCUGCUGAAGUUUGAGCUGCACUUUGGGCUCCCGUCAUCAGAGAAACUGGUGACGUACUUCUCCUGCUGCUGCUGGAAGGGCCGCGUGCCCAGACAGGGUCUCCUCUACCUCAGCACCAACCAUGUGUCCUUCUACUCUUUUCUGCUUGGGAAAGAAGUGAAGUUUGUGAUCCCCUGGGCAGAGGUGGUCCGACUUGAGUGGGUCUCCUCUGGUCUGAUGCACGACGCCAUUCGACUGGUGACGCGGCAGAAGAUUAGAGAGUUCUCCAUGUUCCUGAACAGAGACGAGGCAUUCGGGGCCAUCGCUCAAAUGUGUGACAUUGCCCUCCGCAGACUCCUUGACAGUGAGGGGCUGGAGCUGGACAGACAGCUGCUGCAGCCAGGGCACAUCAACAAGAGGGUGCUGGAGGAGCAGGCUCUCCGAGAGUAUGUUCUUGCCCUGUUUCGUCUGCCACGCUCAGAGCACCUCCUGGAGGUGGCCUCGUGUUCUGUGUGGACUCCUCACGCUCGGAAUCACACAGCCGGUACACUGUAUUGCACUGACCAGUACCUGUGCUUCAGCAGCAAAGAGGAGGGGCAGUGCACACUCAUAUUACCCCUACAGGAGGUGUUGUCCAUAGAGAAGGCCGAGAGCACCAGUGCCCUGCCAAACCCUGUGAUUGUGAGUGUGAAGAGUAAGAAGGCCUUUCAGUUCAUCGAGCUGCACGAGAGAGACGAACUUGUGGACUCGCUGAAUCUCCGGCUCCGAGCGCUACAGUGGAAAGUGUCCAUGUUCAGAGACAAGAGGCAGAGCAAGAGGAGUGUGAACACUCCCACUCCAUACUACACAUUUUACUACGACACUGGUCUGUCGGACGAGGAGGAGAUCGAGGAGCAGGUCCUGAGGAACACUGUAAACAGUGAAGCUUUAAUGACAGCAUUUCACCAAAACCAACCAGGAACCAAUGGCAACAAGACCAUGGAGAAUGUGAAGGAGCGGCUAUGGGAGGACCACUUCUCUGAGUUCGGUCGAGGGGUGCACAUGUUCAGGACAGAGAAGAUCCAGAGACUUGUGGCCAUGGGAAUCCCAGAGAGUCUGAGGGGGGAGCUGUGGAUGACCCUGUCUGAUGCCUGUUCAGAGCUGGAUUCCCAUGAGGGGUAUUACUCGUCGCUGGUGCAGAAGUCAAUGGGGCAGAACACUUUGGCCACAGAUGAGAUUGAGCGAGAUUUGCACCGGUCACUCCCAGACCACCCGGCCUUCCAGAACCCCACCGGGAUCGCCGCUCUGAGGAGGGUCCUGACUGCAUACGCUCACCGCAACCCCAAGAUCGGCUACUGCCAGUCAAUGAACAUCCUGGCCUCGGUGCUGCUGUUGUAUGCUCGGGAAGAGGAGGCCUUCUGGCUCCUGGUCUGUGUCUGUGAGAGGAUGCUCCCUGACUACUUCAACCGCAGAGUCAUAGGAGCGCAGGUGGACCAGUCUGUGUUUGAGGAACUGAUUCGGGAGCGCUUGCCUGAUUUGGCAGAUCACUUCCCAGACCUCUCCUCCCUCUCAUCUGUGUCUCUCUCCUGGUUCCUCACCCUCUUCUUGAGCGUGUUACCAUUCGGCAGUGCGGUGUGUGUGGUGGACUGCUUCUUCUACAGCGGGAUCAGAGCCAUUUUUCAGCUCGGGCUCGCCGUCCUGGAGGCCAACACCUCUCAACUCUGCGCUAGCACAGAUGAAGGCCAGGCGCUGAUGAUUCUGACAGGUUUCCUGGAGCAGGUUGGGACAGAGGAGUCUCCCUGUGUCCCCCCUCCUCCUCCCCCUGAGGACAGUCAUGAACCUCUACCUGUGAAAUACACCAACAUCACUGACCUCAUCAACGAAGCCUACGAGAAAUUUGGUGACCUGACUGUUCGGCAGAUCGAGAGACUGAGGUGCAGACACAGGAUCCAGGUGCUUCAGGCUCAUGAGGACACCACCAAAGAGAACGCCUUGAGAAUAGUGUCUCCAGAAGUGUCCAUGUCUCCUGAGAAUCUGUCAAAUGUCUACGACCUAUUCAAGACGGAGCAUUUGGUCAGUCUGUACUGGGGCGACAGCAGCUCGGUGGCGGCGGCAGAGGCGUCAUCGUGGAGACAGACGGACUCGGGACGGUCCUUCACGGAGAGGCAGUACCGUCUGGACCGCGCGCAGUUCAAAAGCCUCUACUGCCUCCUUGUGCCCUGGCCCGGGAACUCAGAGCAGCACUCGGACACACUGGGGAAUCGAACCUUCACCCUGCUCAGCCAAGACACAGACAGCCUGGUGACGUUUAAGGAGUUUGCCAUGUGGUUAGACACACUGUACUGUGGAGAGUUGAAUGAGAAAAUCAGACAUCUGUAUCGCUUGCACAUCCCUCCAGCUCUAACAGAAAGUGAAGAUGACCCCUCUCUUUUGAAAAACCCACUGCUUUCGUCCAACAGACCGCUGUAUGUGACCAGGCCCGCAGCAGAGGAGUGUGUUGAGGGGAAGUCGUACCAGGAGCAGCUCAAGCAGAUGUUAAAGGAUCUGGGCAAAGCAAAAGAGAAGGACGCCGAGAAGCCUCUGUCACUGAUGAACCAGCGUGAGUUCAUCCAGUUCUGUAAGACCCUCUACAGCCUGUUCCACGGCGACCCGGAGGAGAACGAGCUGUUUCAGGCCAUCGCCACGGUAACCAGCCUCGUACUGCAGAUCGGUGAGGUGGGCCACCAGGGGUCAAAGGUCACACAGGAAGCCUCACAGGAAGCGACCACCACGGACACUUCGGAGAGCGACGACUGGACUGUCAGCUUUGCCCAAAUAUUAGCCUCGUUGCUGACUGAACAGGCUUUGGUGAACUUCUUUGAGAAACCAGUGGAGUUAUCGGCCAAGCUCUCAACAGCCAAAGAAAAACAGUACCAUCAACGGGCUGUGCUACUGUCGCUGCAGCAUAAAGUCAGAUGACCCUCAAAAAGGACCGGAAAAAGCAAAAAAUAACAAGAAUGCCAAGAAUGUGAUUUAGGAAUGGGAUACCACUUUCAUAAUUGUCUGUUCAAACUUGAAAAAAGGUCAAAUCCUCCAGCUAAGGUGGUCCUGACCAAGCCGCUGAUCAAGAUCACUGAAGGAUGGGUCAAAUGCAGAGGACAAAUUUCCCUACGGGGACGAUACAAUGUAGAAUAUUGUGUUUUUGGGGGACACUACAUUGACUUAACUUUCUGAAGUCUGAUCCUAACCUUAAACAGUCUCUACCUGUCUAAUCUUGAAGCACAUCUAUUCUGCAAAAUCGACUUUUUAAGCGCUUUUAACCAUUUUAUAGUUGUUUUCCGUCUUAGUGACUAGAGGUUGUUUGCUUAUUUUGAAGACGCCAUAUUGCUAAUCAGUUCCUGUUUUCACCGGCGUACACCCACUGCUCUGUACUUACUUCAUUCUCCAAUUUAAUUUUCUUAAUCAGUGGGAUUUGGCAGCGUCUCGUUGUCAUUUUGGUACAAAUGGAGGGGAAAAAAAAUCUGCUGCUCGCUGGCAUGAUCUGCAUCUACCCACUGGAGUUGCCGGCUCUUUGUUGUGGUGACAUUUACGGAGACAACAGCUCCCAGUGGGCACCAGAUUUUUUUAAGUGGACUUCCUUCUUUUAUUAAGUCAUUUAGAUGAAUAUUACAAUUUCAAAUGUGCAAACUAUGACAUAACGAUUAUGGAUGUAAUAGAUUAGAGCUACAUUACCGGUCAAAAGUUUUACCGUAGAACACCACACCUUUUCCAUUUUUUUACUGUUUGCUAUUGACCAAAACAUAUUCUAAACUUAAACUUAAAAUUCAUGAAAUUGUCCACCUUUGGCAGAUAUAACAUCUGAACACACUCGUGACAUUCUUUUUACAAUAGAAAUCAGAUAUUCCUUAGAAAGUUCUUUCCCAUAAAUGUGUGGCACUUGUAGAUUUCUUGGUUUUCACUCUUCUGUCCAGUUGAACCCCAUCAAGCUGGUUUGGGAUGAAAUCUGGAGACUGUGCUGGACACUCCAUGUUUUCAAACUCACCAUCUUGUUCUUUUUUCCUGAGGUAGUUUUGGCAGAGUUUGGACUUGUGUUUUGUUAUCUUUUAUAUAUUUUUUUAACCUCUGGCUGUUCGGUUCUUAACUUUGUACCAUUUCAGGCUCUUCAUUGGACUUGCACGACUUGAAUUUCAAUAAAUAACUGGAAAAGUAGGGUGUGCUAAAACUUUUGACCAGUAGUGUAUAUAGCAGACACAUGCACAAAUAGGUCUUCUUUUACAAAAACCCCAAACUAAUUUAACCCAUACCUAAGCUUUAAACCAAGUUGUCGAUCUAAUAAUAAAUAAUUUAUGUCAGCAGGACCAGAUUUUCCCCCCUUUAUUAAGGGAAGUGAUGUGAGUGUGUGUACAGAUUUAAGUCCCUACAAUGUGAUAAGUAAGUACAGGUACACAAACAUGAGACUGGGUACACACAAACCAGUUGAGAAAAGUCCAUCAGAGGAAACCGUGAGUGUCUUGCCCAAGUACAACGGCAGUAUACAAGUUAAGAUACUGAAACAAGACAAAUGUGAAAGUGGUAUUCCUGUCAACUAUUCAAAGCAAAAAAGCUUUUUAUUUCUGUGAAGACCAAAACCAGUGACUGUAUUAGCUGUAUACAAGAGGAAAACAAUCUUUUAGAAUCAAAAUACAAGACUGACAAAAAGUGUGUAAAUAGUUUUUUGAGCCAAAUUGCAGCAGAAAACCAAGAAUUAUAAUUGAAUUUCCUGCAAUGGACAAUGCUAGUUUCUCUGCAUAACUUUAUGCUUAGUUUCUUAUUGGUAAACAAAAUUUUAAUGCCAAUAGCAGUUCUAGUUUUGAAAAAGCCAAUCAUUUUUGUGUAUAUAUAUUUCAAAUGUAAUUUAAUCUAUAUGUAAAUAAAUUAUAGGAAAUGUUUGAAAGUAGAACAUUUAAAGAGUAAGUUUUGUUAUCAAACCAAAUUGUCUAAAUGACUACUGAAGUUAACAUUUAAGGGAUGUUUAUAAAUAAGAAAAGCAGCAUAAAGUUAGUCUUUUUUUUUUUUUUUCUUAUAUAAUCUUGCCUCAUUUUGAAAUCUGUUGUCCUAAAACAGUGUUCUUUUGAUAAUUUUUAAUAUGUUUUUCACUCUCAAUCUGAACCAUCAGACAAUUAAAUAAUCUUUUAUAUACA